Durusdinium trenchii is the source of this 670-nucleotide messenger RNA. NCBI's taxonomy places the organism in Eukaryota, Dinophyceae, Suessiales, Symbiodiniaceae. The record is from the annotation of a GenBank genome assembly.
GGGGGAAGCUCGCGAGGAGGACGACCUUGAGACAGUGUGCGACCCUAUUCCACUCAGCAGCAGCACAAUGGUGUUCUUGCUGAAAUCCAUCGCACUCCUUGCGCAGUUCAGCCUUUCGUGGUCUUUGGCACCAGGAGAUUGUGCUUUCGUUGGCAUCUAUGGUGAGAAGAAGGAUUUCGCCAUCCUUUUGAUGGAGGAUGCAGAUGGCGAGCAAAUCUCGUUGACAGACGGGAAUUUCAAGGACAAGGACUUUGAAUCCAGCCAGCGAGCCCGAGCACAGGAUCACGUGAAAGAUGCUGUCAAGGGAACUGUGUUGAGGAAGUCGGACUUCCAGACGGACAAUGGUUGGUCCUUCGUGGCUCCUUUGGCCCUCACGGUUUACAAGGGAAGCCCAUCAUCUCCCACUCCCCUGUGUGGAGUCAGCUUGGAUGGGAAGGCAGACAAGGUGAUGGUUCGCAGGCUGCAUGAUCAGGUUGCCGCCCUGAAUCUUGGUGAAACCGGGACUCAGCACCUCAUGAACUGGCUCGAGAUGAUGGAGUUCGCAAACUCUCGGGUAUUACCACAACCACCACAACCACCACAACCACCACCACGACCACAACCACCACGACGACAACGACAAUGACAACGACAACCACAACGACAACGACAACGACAACCACAACGACAA